Molecule: messenger RNA, 1781 nt
Organism: Amborella trichopoda
Lineage: Eukaryota; Viridiplantae; Streptophyta; Magnoliopsida; Amborellales; Amborellaceae
Product: Tetratricopeptide repeat (TPR)-like superfamily protein
Biological process (GO): RNA modification
Molecular function (GO): protein binding; RNA binding
Source: RefSeq, a predicted model, not a curated record
CCGUAAAUUUCGCUCAAAAAUAAUUUGAGACCAUCAAAUAAGAAAUCCAGUAAUGAAAUCUUCCUUGCAAUCGCCAUUGCUGAUGACACAAAAUGGAAAAGGAGCUCAUGUAUUGUAAAAGCCUGUAAUAAAGACUCUCUGUUACCACCACGCCAAUGGCAUCUCCCACUUGCAGACCUUCCCUUCCCUACCAUCGGACCACCGAAACUGAUAUCAUCACCUCCACAAAGGCCCUCCAAUCUCUCAUCAAAUCCUCCCACUUCGACCAGGCCCUCUCUCUCUUUCGUCGGAUCCUCUCUCUCUACAAGCCCGACCCCUUCUGCCUCCCCCUCGCCCUCAAGGCCUGCGCGAACCUCCCUUCACCGCUCAGCGGCCGCGCCCUCCACGCCCUUGCCCUCAAGUCUGCGCUCCGCCCGAACCCCUUCGUUGCCUGCGCCCUCCUCGACUUCUAUGCCAAGUCCUCCUCCUCCCCUGUCUCCGCUCUCUCUGUCUUCGAUGAAAUCCCGAACCCAAAUCUUGUCACUUACAACGCUCUUCUCUCUUGCCAUGUUCGGCUGGGCCGAGUCGACGAUGCUCUUGACCUCUUCCGCUGCAUGCACGUUAAACAUAAUACUUCGUCGUAUAACACUAUUAUUGCCGGUAUGUCACGCGCGGGCCGGCAUGCUCAUGCUCUCGAAUUUGUGCGUCAGAUGUGUACUGCAGGCGAGCGGCCGAAUCUGAUUACGCUACUGAAUGUGCUGCCGGCGUGCGCGAGCCUUGCAGCGCCACACACUGUCCGUGAGGCUCAUGCAUACGCUGCCCGAGCAAGUUUGUACUGGAACGCCCAGCUGGGUAGUGCACUUGUUGAGGCAUAUGGGCGAUGCGGGUGCCUGCACUAUGCCAGACAAGUGUUUGAUUCGAUGCCUGUGAGAGAUGUGGUAGCAUGGAGUGCGCUCAUCUCGGCCCAUGCUCUUCAUGGCGAGGCAAAGAACGCCUUACUUAUUUUCGAUCAAAUGGUGAAGGGUGGAGUCAGACCAGAUGGCCUGGCGCUCUUGGCAGUGUUAAAAGCAUGUAGCCAUGGUGGGCUUGUGGACGAGGCAUUGAGAUUUGUGAGAGAGAUGGAGGUUAUGUAUGGUUUGGAGGUGGGAGUUGAGCAUGGAGCAUGCGUUGUGGAUGUGUUGGGGAGGGCCGGGAGGCUGGGGGAGGCGGUGGAGGUUGCUAAGGUGAUGGGGGAAGGCGCUGGGGCGAAGGUGUGGGGGGCGGUGUUGGCUGCAUGCAGGGUGCACGGGGAAGUGGGAGUGGCGGAAGAAGCGUGGGGAAAAUUGAGGGAGCUGGAGGGGUGGAAUGCGGGAAAUUACGUGUUGAUGGCGAGUGUUUAUGCUGGGGCUGGGCGGCAUGAGGACGCAGAGAGGGUGAGGGGGGAUAUGAGAGAGAAGGGGGUUAGGAGCUUUCCUGGGUGCAGUUGGGUGGAGGAGGUUAGUGGUUGAGAGAGAGAGAUGGGUGUUCUUCUACUCGAGAAAGAGUGAGAAGAUGAUUAGGGGUGGCAAACGUGUUGGGUCGACCCAAACCGGGUCCAAAUUGGACCCUUUGGAUCCGACUCGACCUGACCGGUUGCCACCCCUAAAGAUGAAUUGGGUUGUUUUUUCACCCUUCCCCGGGGAGGAGGUAAUUCACUAAGAGAGAGCCGCGAGGAUAGUUUGAGGUAAAAGAGAAAAACAACGUUGCCUAGGUAACAGAGACACAAAGGGUGUGGUUUCUAUAAAGUUUCAACCUUUAACAAUUCAAUUAUGGCGCAGCUCCAA